CCCAGAGGAGACGGGUGGAGAGACAAGCCAGCAGAGAGACCACCAGGCUGAUCAUCUGCUCAGCUAUGAGCCAAAGCAGGGAUUUGCAGGGAGGAAAAGCUUUUGGACUGCUCAAGGCCCAGCAGGAGGAGGGGCUGGAUGAGAUCAACAAGCAAUUCCUGGAUAAUCCCAAAUACAGCAGUGAUGAGGACCUGCCCUCCAAACUGGAAGCCUUCAAAAAGAAGUACAUGGAGUUUGAUCUGAAUGGAAAUGGAGAUAUUGAUAUUAUGUCCCUGAAGCGAAUGCUGGAGAAACUCGGGGUUCCCAAGACCCACCUAGAGCUAAAGAAAUUAAUCAGAGAGGUGUCCAGUGGGUCUGAAGAGACGUUCAGCUACUCUGACUUUCUCAGAAUGAUGCUGGGCAAGAGAUCUGCCAUCCUGAGAAUGAUUCUGAUGUAUGAGGAAAAAAACAAAGAACACCAGAAGCCAACUGGUCCCCCAGCCAAGAAAGCUAUUUCUGAGUUGCCCUAAUUGGAGGAUGUCUGCAUGGUGGGAUGGAUGGGGCAUCUAAUGGUAACAGCAUGGAAAAAAAGAGAAGCAGUUGUGCGCCCGAGUCAAACUAAAUAAAUAAUGCUCCCCUACCUGUGCAAGUCA
Phodopus roborovskii (desert hamster) is the source of this 632-nucleotide messenger RNA. It is a transcript of the gene Aif1, whose product is annotated as allograft inflammatory factor 1. Gene Ontology annotation, cellular component: actin filament; ruffle membrane. The transcript has 6 exons. The record is from RefSeq and is a predicted model, not a curated record. Gene Ontology annotation, biological process: ruffle assembly; actin filament bundle assembly. The coding region runs from base 66 to 509 and encodes 147 amino acids. Gene Ontology annotation, molecular function: calcium ion binding; actin filament binding. Lineage: Eukaryota; Metazoa; Chordata; Mammalia; Rodentia; Cricetidae.